UCGCUCAGUCUCACGACAGGGUGGGGGCGUGGAUCUUUACAGCGAUCACCGAGGUGGGAGUACAUUUUCUGGAGGGGAUCUGGGCUGGCACGUUUCGCAAGAGGAUGGAGGGUGGGAUGAGGAGCCUGUCCUCUCCCUUAAGUGUUGCUGGUUCCAAUCCAAUGCAGGACCAGGGCAUGUACAUCCCUGCCAGGCGGCUCUUUGGUGGGGUGUGUGAUGAGUUUGGUGGGUCUCAGGCCAGUCCCGCCAGUGGGCAGUGUUAGCUGCAAGGCAAGCCCCCAGCCAGGGCAGCAGGGCACUGAGACCAGGAACCCUAAGGCAGAGCAGGGCACUUAGACCAGGGACCCAGCAAUGUCCCCCUCCCCUGCUACCCUAACCCCUCACGGGCGCCUCUGCACAGUCUGCAGACGGUUCCACCCAUCCUGGGCCACCCGGCCCCGCCUCCUCUCCCACAGCCCGCUCCCUCUACCAUAGAGGCUGCGGUGAGCGUGAUUACAGAGCGCCUGCUCCCUCCCUUCCGUUGAGCCUCCAGCCCGGCGGCCAUCUUGGCUCCGGGAAGCGAAGCCAUAACCACAGGGCGGGGAAAUAAACAGCCCCAACUGCGCCGCCCGGAGAUAGAACUCAGCCUAGGUUUCUUCCUAUCUUAUCCCCUCCUUAGGGGCCGGUCAGGUGGAGGAUAACCGAGGUCCACCUCCAUCGGUAUCGAUAAUAGUUUAAUGCCCUCACUCAAGAUGGCUGCGCGGAAGGGGGAGGAGGAAGGGCUGGAGGUCUAAUUAGAAAAUGGCCGCCGAAGUGGGUCGGCGCUCUAGCCUGGCAGCUCGGUGAUCGUGCCAGCAAGUUGGCGGAGAGGGGGAGCGGGUGGGCGAGCGAGCGCGCGCAGUGAGUCGGGGUCGGACGUGAUCCUCGAGGCGGUUGCGGCCGGCGGCGGGACGGGCUCGCGGGGCGGCAGCAGCAGCAGCGCCGGAUCUGCCUGAGGGGACCCUGCCAGCCUGAUCUUAAAGGGACUCACUCGCCUGACUGCCCCGCGGCAGCCGCCCCGAGCCUAGGGGCCCCUCCCCCGUAUUACCCCCAGCUCUUCCUAGGACCCUCCCCUUACUGCCCCCGGCCUAGGGGCCGCCACCCUAUUGCCCCCCCCCCCCUUGGCUGCCUAAGCGGCGCCUCACCUCACCUCGUUGCCCCUCUUAGCCCCACUCUGCCCCUUUCUUAUCCUGGGAGGGGGGCUCUUGUUCUCUCCUGCCCACGCUUUUGGGGGGCUGUUUGUGGGUCCCCUGCUCCCUGGGGCCGUCUCCCCCUCCCCCCAGGUCCCUUGGCCUCUAUUGUCCGGGGGGCACCUCAACUGUCUCGCCUGAGAUUCUCUCUCUCCCCCCCGCCCCUGUGUUUAAACUUGCUCCCUCCCCCCCCCGCCCCCCCCCCCCCCCCUUGCAUCGGCUUCUCCGAGCUUGCCCCAGGGGACGCAGCCUCUCCCGCUCUUCCCCCGUAACUUGGAUUUCAACCCCCGGGAGCUGCAGCCUCUCCCUCGGGUGGCUGUUUUCGCCUCUCCCCCCUCCCGUGUCUUGUUUGAGCCAUAGACUCCCCGCUCCAGCCCGCCCACCCAAACUAGAAGCGAAAGGCCGAGCUUUCGGCUGCUCCGGGCGUGCUGAGUUCGGCCCCUGUAUGCUCAGGGAGGAAUUCUUUCUUCUCCCACAGGUGGCGGUUUGUAGGGGUGGUGGACAAAGAGUUAAUCCUGGGCUGACUGGUCCCUUUUUGAACUCCCUUUGGAGACUGCCAGGUGGCCAUCCGAGCCUGCUGCAACUGCUGCUUUUUUAUUUUAUUUUUCCCCUUUCUUUUAUACGCCAGUAGCAGUGGGCUAUGGAGAUCCUCGCUUGCUGAGGGCUCACCCAUCUCCCCUCCCACCCCCUAAGGGGCGGUGAUAGCGGUUGAGAGGUGGAAAAGGAUGCCAAGAAAGCUGUUGUUGCCUUACAAAUCUGUUUUUUCUCACUUUCGAGCUCCAAGGGGUUUGCAUGAUUCCUUGGCAAUGAAUGCAGCCAGAAGUGGCUACCGGGUCUUCUCGGCGAAUUCCACAGCAGCCUGCACCGAGCUGGCAAAGACGAUCACAGAGCGUCUUGGUGUUGAGUUGGGAAAAUCUGCGGUGUACCAGGAAACCAAUGGAGAAACAAGAGUUGAAAUAAAAGAAUCUGUCCGGGGCCAUGAUAUCUUCAUUAUACAGACAAUACCCAGAGAUGUGAACACUGCUGUAAUGGAAUUGUUGAUAAUGGCUUAUGCACUGAAGACUUCCUGCGCCAGGAAUAUUAUUGGGGUCAUCCCUUACUUCCCCUAUAGCAAACAAAGCAAAAUGAGGAAGAGGGGCUCCAUAGUCUGCAAACUGCUAGCUUCUAUGCUGGCCAAAGCAGGUUUAACACACAUUAUCACUAUGGAUCUUCAUCAAAAGGAAAUCCAAGGCUUCUUCAGCUUUCCAGUAGACAACUUAAGGGCAUCCCCUUUCUUGCUUCAGUAUAUACAGGAAGAAAUUCCAGAUUACAGAAAUGCAGUUAUUGUCGCCAAAUCCCCUGAUGCAGCGAAAAGGGCUCAGUCUUAUGCCGAGAGACUGCGUCUGGGACUAGCAGUGAUCCAUGGAGAGGCUCAGUGUACGGAGCAGGACAUGGAUGACGGCCGCCACUCUCCCCCAACUGUCAAAAAUGCCACUGUGCACUCUGGCCUAGAGCUGCCCUUGAUGAUGGCCAAAGAGAAGCCACCAAUAACUGUAGUCGGAGAUGUUGGGGGAAGAAUCGCCAUCAUUGUGGAUGAUAUUAUUGAUGAUGUGGAAAGCUUUGUAGCAGCUGCAGAAAUCCUGAAAGAGCGUGGUGCUUACAAGAUUUUUGUGAUGGCCACUCAUGGAAUCUUAUCUGCAGAUGCACCCCGUCUAAUCGAGGAAUCCGCAGUCGAUGAGGUGGUGGUGACCAACACAGUUCCUCAUGAAGUUCAGAAGCUGCAGUGCCCCAAGAUAAAGACUGUGGAUAUCAGUUUGAUCCUCUCUGAAGCCAUUCGACGAAUCCACAAUGGGGAGUCCAUGGCUUAUCUCUUCCGCAACAUCACCGUGGAUGACUAGAUUGCAAUGUUGCCCUUGUCCUGGGUUUCCUGAAGAGAAGGGAGAAGGAAAUGUGCAUGAAAAUGCAAUGCCAUAAAUUAUAGACAUAACACAACUGUUUCUUCUGCUGGGGGAGGGUGUAGGAUGUUUAAGGACUGAAGCCACGAGAUUGAAUAGCAAAAGUAAAAUUGAACAGCCCUGAUACUUGCGGCCUCUUCUGUUCACCUUGCAGGGAGGAUUACAUUUUAGUUCUGAUCAGGAAAUAGAGAGGCUUUGAAUUGUAAGUAAAAGUUGCCUGAAAGCUAUUUAGUGUCUGCCUCUCACCCUUUAAAACAAAGCUGUAGUCUCAUGAGAGGAGAAUCUGGAAGUCUUGUUGCUGCACAUGGACUGAUGAAGUAAAGAUUUUGAUGCUGCUUCUAGUCCAUGGAUUGACUAUAGAAUACAGAAGGGAACACUUCAUUUAAGCUGCCUGGGCAAGUAGGGUGAUGUGCAGAAAACCCCCGUGCCAACUUUUGUAGCCUUUUCUAAUUUCAUUUAUUCAGCAUAGGUUUAUUUUUAUGAAGUUAUUGGCUGUAAGUGUAUUCAACAGUGGCAGCCUAGAAUGACCCAGUGGCAGUUAAAUCCUUAAAUAAAUUAGAUUUGUCGAUGUUUGUAACAACUUAAAUCUAUUUAUCUCAGCAGGAGUGGGAACAUAGUAGUAGAAUAGGUCAACCUUUAUCUCUAGAGCCUUGGAUUUUUGUCACAACUCCAUGGCAAGUAAUGUGAGUUUGAUCCCUGCUGGAACACUUGUCUACAUUGAAAAUUAAGCACAAUUUGUGAUUUUUGGCUGUUGGCUCAGAAGUUGCCUGGGAUUGAUAUACCCUGGCAGAAUUGUAUGAGGGAAACUUUGCAUGUCUGCCUCAGAGAUGACUAUACUUUCUGAAACUCUAAUGUUCAAAAAGCUAAAAAGCAUAGGAUUUUUAUUUUGGACCUUUUCCCUGUGGACAGCUGCCAUUUUGGUCUGUUGUUGUAAAUAUGUUAAAUACAUUGACGAGGCAGCCCUGUAAAGUAAAAGAAAAUGUAGAUGCUUUAAACCUGUUUUCUGAAACACCCAUUGAACUCCUGCCUCUAGACAGAGAGGCCUUGUUGCUUGCUCCUUUUCCAAGUGACGCACAUCCUUGGCUGUUGGCAAGGAGUAUAUGGCUGGGAAAGCAACCCUAGUGAAUUGUGAUGAGUUUUGCUGGGCUGUAAUAAGAUCCAAGGGCAUAUUCCAAAAACAUCCGCCAUGUAGGAGGUCAGGUCAAUAUGCACACUACCAAAACCUAGAAUAUUUUCAACUUGGCUCUGUGAUCAGUAGUUUGAGGCUAUUGCUUGGGAGAAGACAGUGCAGAUUGCCUUGUCCAGCAGGGGUUUGUUUAUAGUAUUACUUGCCCUUCAACUUCUACCUACAUAUUUCACUCCCACUUCAACGUACAACAAAUUCUAAAAGUGUCAAAGAGCAUGUGUUUAUGCUGGGAGUCCUGGAAGAGCCUUGAAUGUUCAGCAAACAAAAGGUCCUCAGUAGAGUGAAGUGCAUAUUAUAGAACUAGCUUCCUAUCUCCUAGCCACUGAGCAUGUAUGGAACUAUGGAUUCAGGAGCACCUUGCCUUCUCUCUGGAAUCCAGCUGCUGAUCUGGAUCUCCAGACUGAAUCUUCUUGUAAGCAAUAUACGGGACUGUUCUUAAUUUAGUGACUUUGUUCACUAAGUAUUAGAAAAAGUCACAACUGUACUCCAUUACCAUGACUUUAUGUAUGUGGCUCCUCAGGGCUGCUGACAGUUAUAUUUUAACAUGGUACCGUACUUGAAGUAUUAUUGAAGGGAUUGACUGACAAGCAUGUAUGUGAAGAAAUCAUAAAUACUCAUGUCCCAUUGUUCUUAAUUAGUACUAGGCUACAGCUGUUCCUAGUGAUAGCCAGUUUUACAAACAUGAAAACAUUCUGUCCUCAUAUCCCCUUUUAAUUACUUUAAGGUAGACCCUACCCUGGGUGAAGUGGCCCAGUUCAUUAGUUGGCUGCCCUCUCGCCUCAGAUUCGUCUCUGUUCAAAUCUUGUCGUGGGACACAAGUCAGAAUGAAUUUGACUGGGCCAUAGUCCUAAAUCGGUCACAUCACAAAAUCUCAACCAGUUUGGUCCAAUUGGCAGCCUGUGCUCACAAGGCCGAGAAUUGCAAUAUGAGAGAUCGCAAAUGAGGAUUAAAAUGCAUCAGAAGAGCUAUAUGGAAGCUUGCAGUGCAUCUGCCUGAACUAUAGCUGGCUUGGCAUUGAACUUAACUGAGUCUCUUUUUUUUUUUUUUAAAUUUCAUGGAAUCCAGCCCUGGUGGCUGCUAUCAUUACAGGGUGUGCUGUCAGUUUUUUUAGAUGAAGGCCUCUCCCACCCAGUUUCCUCUGCCUUUUGAAAGACUUGAUUAUUGUUAUGGCUUUGCCAGUUAUCAGAGUUGGGGUUUAGGGGGCCUUGUAGGAUUUAGUUUCCUAUAGCAGUGGUGCCAUUCAGAAAGUCUUGGUCUAUCUGCCCAUGUUAUUUUUAUUCCCAUCCCAUCUCCUGUGUUCUCCCUCUAACUCAACCCUGAUAUUAAAAAGCAAUAAAUUUAGAUUUCCUGUUUUGGUUUUAAACUCCUGAAAAUUUAAAUGUUCUAUUCUUGUAAAACAGAAAAUUGGCCUAUUCUUUUCUCAACCCACCAUCUGCCACUUUUCUCAGAAGUUAUGGGGAGAGAGGUUAAUGAUCUAAAUAGCUACAUGAUGGCAUUACUUUGAGAGUUGAUUUUAAGGUGAAGGAGGCUGGGGGGACGGGGAGUUCUCGUUUGUUUGUUUGCUGAUAGAUCACUCAGGUUCUAAACAGUCUUCCCAAGUUUCUCGGAGUAUUUUACUUUUGAGAAUUAUUUAGCAGCAUGUGUAAAAUAUAGGCAUUUAUGUUCCCCUCCUACAUUUUACCACGUUGACAUGGCUUUUUACUUCAGGAUGUCAUGGAAUUCCUAGAAGUCCAUUUAGUAAUGUGUUUAGCAUCCACUUUCUGAAACCACCCUCAACUGAGGCCAUAGGAAGAGUGAAGAUCCUUCAUGCCCUUGUUUGAUAUCUCAAAAAACGGAGAGAAGCUCAGUUUAAAUUGCACAGUACUGGAGAGGAAGCAGUUUAAACUGAGCUUCCGUUCUCCCAAAUUCAAACUUUCAAAAUGGUCUUGGUGGCUUAUAAAUGUCUGCUUUCUGCACAUGUCUUAAAUCUCCAUUAGGGUUGUAGUUUAAUGUCUAACGAAGAAGAGCCUUUCCAAAUUGAAUCUCUCAAUGUGCAAGCUGCUUUAGAAUUAUACUUAUGUCUUUGCAGUCUGCAUUGAAGUGAGUAAAGGACAUAGGAGAAGGUAAUGAAAGCCCUGGGGCACCUCUUUCUUGCAGAUGUAUUUAUGUUCAUGCAUUUUUCCUGUCCAGGGCAGAGUGAAAACAGCUGUGUGGUUGGCAUAUAUGUAUAGAGUUCAUAAAAUCUGCUUGAUCUAGAUUAUGCUGUUAGCUAAUUUCUUUGGAAAAAGUGACAUGAGCACUCAUGCCUGUGUCUGUUAGAAAGCCGUAGAGAAAUUCCCAGAGUGGAUGCUAAUAAACUCUACAUUUUCAACUGA
Terrapene triunguis (Three-toed box turtle) is the source of this 6682-nucleotide messenger RNA. RefSeq names its product phosphoribosyl pyrophosphate synthetase associated protein 1 (gene PRPSAP1). Gene Ontology annotation, molecular function: magnesium ion binding; ribose phosphate diphosphokinase activity. Bases 1934 to 3085 code for a protein of 383 amino acids. The transcript has 10 exons. NCBI's taxonomy places the organism in Eukaryota, Metazoa, Chordata, Testudines, Emydidae. The record is from RefSeq and is a predicted model, not a curated record. Gene Ontology annotation, biological process: 5-phosphoribose 1-diphosphate biosynthetic process; purine nucleotide biosynthetic process. Gene Ontology annotation, cellular component: cytoplasm; ribose phosphate diphosphokinase complex.